AUGACGAACCAGAAACCGACUGCCACUUGCCGGCUGAAACAGGACUAUAUGCGUUUGAAAAGAGAUCCAGUACCGUACAUAACAGCCGAACCAUUACCGUCGAACAUCCUCGAAUGGCACUAUGUGAUCAAGGGACCGGAAGAUUCGUUGUAUUACGGUGGUUACUACCACGGGACGCUGCUUUUCACCAAGGAGUUCCCAUUCAAACCACCGUCCAUCUACAUGACCACCCCGAAUGGACGGUUCAAAACGAAUAAACGACUUUGUCUGAGCAUAUCGGACUUUCAUCCCGACACCUGGAACCCUGCCUGGUCCGUGGCUACCAUCUUGACCGGUUUGCUGAGCUUUAUGCUCGAGACGACGCCCACGAUGGGCUCUUGCGAGACGACGCCGUACGAAAAACGACGCUACGCACAGCAGUCGCUGGAGUUUAACAUGAAAAACGAGGUGUUUCAGGAACUGUUCCCCGAGAUCUGUGAGGAGAUCAACGAGAGGUUGCAGAAGAUCGAAGAGCAACGGAAACAGGCGGCUGCAUCCGCCGAAGACGGUAGCAACGGCACGGAAUCCACCUCUGGUGAAACGGAAACGACAGACGGUAGCGUAUUUGUGGCAGGCCGUUCCGGUGCGGAUGAUAGUAACAUUUGGCAUUCUUUGUACACCAAUCUGAUAGUGCUCGUGGGCUUCGUCGUGUUUGCACUAAUAGUGCAUUACGUGAUUAAAAGUAUGAACAUUUAA
This is a messenger RNA of Anopheles marshallii, 735 nucleotides long. Its product is annotated as ubiquitin-conjugating enzyme E2 J2. The record is from RefSeq and is a predicted model, not a curated record. Bases 1 to 735 code for a protein of 244 amino acids. NCBI's taxonomy places the organism in Eukaryota, Metazoa, Arthropoda, Insecta, Diptera, Culicidae. The transcript is spliced from 2 exons.